Molecule: messenger RNA, 1272 nt
Organism: Drosophila sechellia
Lineage: Eukaryota; Metazoa; Arthropoda; Insecta; Diptera; Drosophilidae
Product: mitochondrial 2-oxodicarboxylate carrier
Exons: 2
Coding region: 204-1124 (306 amino acids)
Source: RefSeq, a predicted model, not a curated record
UCGAGCUCAGUGCGAAUUGCGUUCUCGAAGCGAGCGGUGGCGGUUGUUGACCCGUACUGUUCUAGCUGUGCCCAAUUUUUUUACGCCUGACGUACCCGUCGCAAUAGGCUCUGACUGAAGUUCCAGCACUCGAUUGUUCUGGGCAGCAGUUUUCCAGUGCGGGUGGGGUGCUUGGAUCCAGAAGUAGCAGUAGCGUCGCAAGGAUGGCCGGACAGCAGAACGAUAUUUCGCACGCCAAGCGCGCCGCCUUUCAGGUUUUAGCCGGCGGCUCGGCCGGAUUCCUGGAGGUCUGCAUCAUGCAACCACUCGAUGUAGUCAAGACCCGCAUCCAGAUCCAGGCCACUCCGGCGCCGAAUGCCGCGGCUCUUGGUGAGCUGCACUACAAUGGCGUCUUCGAUUGCUUCGCCAAGAUGUACCGCCACGAGGGCAUCUCCUCCUACUGGAAGGGCAUUAUGCCGCCAAUCCUGGCCGAGACGCCCAAGCGGGCCAUCAAGUUCCUGGUGUUUGAGCAGACGAAGCCGCUCUUUCAAUUCGGCUCGCCCACUCCCACGCCGCUAACCUUUUCUCUGGCUGGACUGACAGCCGGCACACUGGAGGCCAUCGCCGUGAAUCCCUUCGAGGUGGUCAAGGUGGCGCAGCAGGCUGAUCGCCAGAAAAAGAUGCUCAGCACAUUCGCCGUAGCCAAGGGUAUCAUACAGCGGGACGGAUUGGGCUUCAGCGGCCUUAACAAGGGCAUCACCGCCACCAUGGGACGCAAUGGAGUCUUCAACAUGGUGUACUUCGGGUUCUACCAUAGCGUGAAGAACGUGGUGCCCGAGUACAAGGAGAGCCAUUUGGAGUUUCUGCGCAAGGUGGCCAUCGGCUUCCUGGCCGGCACUCUGGCCUGCUUCGUCAACAUCCCCUUCGACGUGGCCAAGUCACGCAUCCAGGGACCGCAACCAGUCCCCGGACAGAUAAAAUACCGAGGAACCUUCAGCUCUAUGGGCAUCGUCUACCGCGAGGAAGGAUUCCGGGCGCUGUACAAAGGACUCGUCCCCAAGAUUAUGCGUUUGGGCCCAGGUGGAGCUAUUCUUCUGCUGGUCUUCGAGUACUCCUACGAUUACCUGCUGCACAACUACUCCUAGUCCUUAAAUCCUCAAGUGGCAAGCGCCUAAUUUGUUUUUUUUUAUAAUAUACUAUUUAGUUAGUCGAUUAGUCGCAAUCAAAGCAAUGUAAAUGUAAAAACUUUUAAUGUAAUUUUUACUUUGUGUUAAAAAUAAAUAAUCAAUGAUA